Molecule: messenger RNA, 1725 nt
Organism: Wyeomyia smithii (pitcher-plant mosquito)
Lineage: Eukaryota; Metazoa; Arthropoda; Insecta; Diptera; Culicidae
Exons: 3
Coding region: 362-1342 (326 amino acids)
Source: RefSeq, a predicted model, not a curated record
UUCUCGUUUGCCUUCCAUUGUUAUUUACAUUUCGUUUUUUCUUUGCCUCCCUGCGCGAAGGGUCCGUUUUUUUUUUUGCAGAAAAACAGCACUAGCGAAAUCCGCUCUAAAUUAGUGUAGUUGAUGUCGCGUUACGUGUGGUCCGGUUUUAAGAUUAUAUCGCGUGUGUUUUCACCAUUUUUUUAGUCUCGUAAGGUAUUUUAAUUAUCGGCGGCUCGAAGGUGUUUCGAGCUAUAAGGUGGAGCCGAGGAUUAGCGCGUUACUUUUGAGCUUUAUCUUAGUGCCGUUCUUGUCGUUGCCUUUUCUCGUAGUCAGGUAAAAAUCAUCACAGUUAAAUAAAAAUAAAAAGGAUUGAAUCAAAAUGAUGACCAGAAGAAAAUCGGUGCAUGACAUUCAAGCGAUUCAACAGCAUCAAAAAAAGGAGGAAUUAGAAAAUCAACAGCAAUCGAUUCGAUCAGAAAUACCAGAUGGAAGAAAAACUCCCGGUCCGAAGUCCGCACAGCCUAGAAAAAAUGCUCGAAUUAGUCAGCGAAGAAUAUCGGAAGCUGCGCCGGGAUUGCUGCAAAAUGGUACACAGUCGCAUGGUGUACCGAACGGAAUGGAUGCUGAGGAUAUUCCGAAAUUUAAGGGUUAUCGCAUAAUUGAGAUCGAUCAUUUUCUUCAGUGGGCAGCGUAUUCUCAAUUUAUGCAUUCUAAGCACUGUCCUGGCGGUUUGUUGAAGCCUUAUCAAGAAUACAUUAGUGGGUGCUAUUCUACAUUUGCCAUGAAAUGCAGUAAAUGCUCGGCAAUUAUCACGAGAUCUUCAGAAAAUUACAUACAUCACAACAAACUGAUGAACCGUUUAGUGAAAGGGACAGUGCAGAUGGGCAAAGAAUAUGACGAAAUGAACAAUUUCAUGGAAUCGUUGGAGAUACCAUUUGUAACCAAGGACGAAUUUGGGACCAUUAAAUCGCAAAUGCAGUUGAAUUCUUCGCUGGAUGAUCAAUCUGCUUUGCAAAAGGCAGUCGAAGAACUUGAAAAGGCAUCGGUAAGCUCGAAAAGAAAGCGCCAUGGGAGUUGUAAAUAUCACUACGAAGUACUGAAAGUAUACCUAAAUAAAAAAAUGCGCAAAAUAGAAGAAAAUCUGCAACUCUCGGUAAAUGAUUCUGUGGCGUUAGCGGUAAAUGCUCAUUUAAAAAAUGUCGCACACGUUCAGCUGGUAUCCACAAAUUCUAAUGCUUCAUCAUCCAGCAGUAGUGCCGCAAUCGUUUCUUCUUCCGGUGGUCAACAAAGCAAUCGUUUCGGAGCCGGAUACUCUAAUGGGCCUCCGGCAACCAGGGGUAAUGCGUCAAAUCCGAAUUAGGACUACCGAGUUUUCUUCGCGCAAUAUGUGUUACUUAUGUGUUAAUAAACAAAAACGAACAUUAUCACGUAGUGUGUACCCAGCCAGGAAGUCGUUUUCCUAAUUAGAUUGAUCAAAUCGAUAUUGAUCUAUGAGAUUUAGUCAGUUAUUGUGAGAUAUCGUAAUUUUUUACCCUUGUUUACAUCACAAAGCAACUUUGUUGACUUUCUCAGGACCUUCUUCCAAAAGUAUUGGGCGAGGAGCAAAUUAUUCUGUAAGUGUAACUUGAGUUUUACCUCAUUCAGACCAGUAUUUUCCACCGCAUUUAUUUUAUAAGGUUUUUUGUAGAAUUUAAAAGUAAUUCGCCAUACGACAGCAUAGAAUAUAUUGAAUGAAAGUAUAAA